UUCUAUUAUAUUCUAUUCUUAUGAAUGCAGUCAUUCAUAAUAACAGGAGGAGAUUUUUUCAUUAUUCAAAAUGUGUUUUUUAUUUUUUCAGUGUGCAAAUUGUUUUGGCACCUUUGAUAAUUACGCGAAGGGCGCGUGGGUGGAUUGUGCACGUGUGAUUGCGUGUGAAUGUGUGUAGAGAGAGAGGGUUGGUGGGUGGCAGAGAGAGAGAGAGAGAGAGAGAGAGAGAAGAGGGAAGAUCUCGCUCUUGUUGUCGUUAUUCGGACAGUUUCAGCGCAGAAAUCCUGAACACCACACAACUACACUUCUGUGCUUCUUCUUCUUCUGCGCUGCAGACAGGUGACUGAGUGAGUGAGUGUGGACCCGGACUGCUGGAGGAAGAGGAGGAGGAGAGGAUGAGGAGUCUGUCACACACACACUGGCUCGGCUCUCAGCAGAGUUAUUUCGUUCACUCGGCAGCGCGUUUCAACGCCUUCUCUCCUUUUUUUCCUCUCCUCACAUCUUCUCUCCGGGCUCUCUCAGGAAACUAUUGCCUGAUAUUCAUCUGCAAGGUGUGAUCAUUUAUUUUUUUUAAUUAUUAUUAUUAUUUUUUUUUUUAAUAUGACAUCAGUGCCGAACGUGUGGGCUGGGUUAUUAUUCACAUCUCCAAAGACGGAAUAUACCAGGAUAUAGGACUUAAACGGAGUGCGUCUUUUUCCUUCCUCUCGCUUGCUGCCCUUUAAUGAACAACCCGAUGGUGCGGUUUAUUCUCUUUCUUUCUUUCUUUCUUCUCCUCUGAAAUCCUCUGGAAUGGGUGCUCAAGCAACAAGCGACCAUGGCUGUGUGCAGCAGCAGCAGCAGCAGCAGCUCUGCGCACACUUCAGGAUGAUAACAACGCAUUGGUGAAUCAGUCGCUGGGUUUUGGUUUUUGGAUGUUUGUGCGUGAGUGCAUAACGCAUCUGCUGCACCUGCGUGGAUUUACAGGAGGUCUAAUAAUCUGAGACACCUGUGUUUAUUGUUUCUGUGCUGGAUCGAGGACAGGAAUGAACAGUUGGAUUCGUAAAACUCUCCUAAAAAAAAAAAAAGUGUCUCUACGUUUUUUUAUUUCUAAUCCUUAUUUCUAAGCUUUUUGGUUGAAACUGCUGAACGUGAAAAUCAUGGGAAGACACUGUGCUCCUCAACUAAAACCGGGUUUUAUUACAUUCCGGGUGUUGUGGAUGCUGCAUGCUUUCCUGGACCUGGACCUUGCAGGCUCCCAGGAGAUUUACGCGCCGCACUCGAUCCGUGUGGAGGGCGACGUGACGCUUGGGGGGCUCUUCCCGGUCCACGCCAGAGGGGUGGGGGGGGUCCCGGGGAUGCCGUGCGGGGACAUCAAGAAGGAGAACGGCAUCCACCGGCUGGAGGCCAUGAUGUACGCCCUGGACCAGAUCAACGGCGACGAGGAGCUGCUGCCCAACGUCACCCUGGGCGCCCGCAUCCUGGACACCUGCUCGCGGGACACGUACGCGCUGGAGCAGUCACUGACGUUCGUCCAGGCGCUCAUCCAGAAGGACACGUCGGACGUGAGGUGCACCAACGGGGAGCCGCCGGUGUUCGUCAAGCCGGAGAAAGUUGUCGGGGUCGUAGGAGCGUCGGCCAGCUCUGUGUCCAUCAUGGUGGCCAACAUACUGCGCCUCUUCCAGAUCCCUCAGAUCAGCUAUGCAUCCACUGCCCCAGAGCUAAGUGACGACCGGCGCUACGACUUCUUCUCUCGGGUGGUCCCUCCGGACAGUUUCCAGGCCCAGGCGAUGGUGGACAUCGUCAAGGCCAUGGGCUGGAACUACGUCUCCACGGUGGCCUCGGAGGGCAGCUAUGGGGAGAAGGGGGUGGACGCCUUCAUGCAGCUCUCCAGGGAAGCAGGUGGAAUCUGUAUCGCUCAGUCACUGAAGAUCCCCCACGACCACAAACCCUCCGACUUUGAUAAAAUCAUCCGUCUGCUGCUGGACACUCGGUACGCCAGGGCAGUCAUCCUGUUUGCCUCUGAUGAGGAUAUCAGGGGUAUCCUGAAUGCCAGUAAGCGAGCGGACCAGGUCGGUCACUUCCUGUGGAUCGGCUCGGACAGCUGGGGGGCCAAGAACAGUCCCAUCCACCAGCUGGAGGACGCUGCUGUGGGAGCCGUCACUAUCCUGCCAAAGAGAGCCACCAUCAGCGGGUUCGAUGCGUACUUCACGUCACGGACUCUGGAGAACAACAGGAGGAACGUGUGGUUUGCUGAGUACUGGGAGGAGAACUUCAACUGCAAACUGAUGAGCUCCUCCAAGAAAGACGAGAGCAGCAGAAAGUGUACAGGUCAGGAGCGGAUCAGCAUUGAUUCCAAGUAUGAGCAGGAGGGUAAGGUCCAGUUUGUGAUCGAUGCAGUGUACGCCAUGGCCCACGCCCUCCACAACAUGCAGAGGGACCUGUGUCCAGAGAACUCCGGCAUCUGCCCCGAGAUGGACCUGGCUGGAGGGAAGAAACUACUCAAGUACAUCCGCAGCGUCAGCUUCAAUGGAAGUGCUGGUACUUCAGUGACCUUCAACCGUAAUGGCGAUGCCCCCGGACGCUACGACCUGUUUCAGUACCAGUGGAACAACGCCACCGGGUCGGGCUACCGCGUGAUUGGACAGUGGACCGAGACCCUGCAGCUCAAUAUCGAGGACAUGCAGUGGCCUCGGGGGGAGCAGGACAUGCCCAGCUCCGUGUGCAGCCUUCCCUGUAAAAGUGGUGAGAGGAAGAAGGUGGUGAAAGGUAUGCCCUGCUGCUGGCACUGUGAGCCCUGCGACGGCUACCAGUAUCAGUUCGACGAGUUCACCUGCAAGCUCUGCUCCUACAACAUGAGGCCCAAUGCCAACCGCACAGCAUGCCAGCCUAUACCCAUCAUUAAGCUGGAAUGGCACUCGCCCUGGGCAGUGAUUCCGGUUUUCCUGGCAAUGCUCGGCAUAAUCGCUACAAUCUCCGUCAUGGCUACGUUCAUACGGUACAACGAUACGCCGAUUGUCCGAGCAUCCGGCAGGGAGCUGAGCUACGUUCUCCUGACUGGGAUAUUUUUGUGCUAUAUCAUUACAUUCCUCAUGAUCGCCAAGCCAGAUGUAGGCGUGUGCUCGUUCCGAAGGAUUUUCCUGGGUCUGGGUAUGUGCAUCAUGUACGCCGCCCUCCUCACCAAAACCAACCGCAUCUACCGGAUCUUCGAGCAGGGCAAGAAGUCGGUGACGGCACCAAGGCUGAUCAGCCCCACCUCACAGCUGGCAAUCACCUCCAGCCUCAUCUCAGUCCAGCUGUUGGGGGUGUUCAUCUGGUUUGUGGUGGAUCCGCCAAACACCAUCAUAGACUAUGAUGAGCAGAAGACCUUCAACCCGUAUCUAGCACGAGGGGUGUUGAAAUGUGACAUCACGGAUCUUCAGAUUAUCUGUUCGUUGGGUUACAGCAUCUUAUUGAUGGUGACGUGUACUGUUUACGCUAUAAAGACCCGCGGGGUCCCGGAGAAUUUUAACGAGGCCAAGCCCAUCGGGUUCACCAUGUACACCACCUGCAUCGUAUGGUUGGCUUUUAUACCCAUCUUCUUCGGCACGGCGCAAUCUGCAGAAAAGCUGUACAUCCAGACGACCACACUGACCAUCUCCAUGAACCUGAGUGCGUCCGUGGCCCUCGGGAUGCUCUACAUGCCCAAAGUCUAUGUCAUCAUCUUCCACCCGGAGCUCAACGUGCAGAAGAGGAAACGUUCCUUCAAAGCCGUCGCCACAGCCGCCACCAUGUCAUCCCGACUCUCCCACAAGGCCAGCGACAGACCCAACGGAGAGGCUAAGACGGAGCUUUGUGAGAACGUCGACCCCAACAGCUAAUUUCAUAAUUUAUCAGAGGUCCAGCAGCAAAGAAGAAAUUUGUGAGCUACAACGACCUUGUGAUCUAACGGCAUCAGAGCGAGAGACUGAAAAGAGAGUGAUAGUCGGAGAUGUCUGGUUUCCUGCCCCGCUGGCUAAAAACAAGAAAAGUGAAGGAAAAAAGAAAGGAGAGAAGUAUGUUUUUUUUUCUUGUUGUUUAGUUCUUUGGUCUCAUGUGCUUCAUUGCCAACCACAGACUUUCAGAUUCUGAAGCAAAGCCUUGUGGGACUUUCCUCUGGGCAAAGACUUUGGGCACACACACACAUUCAGUCCGUCAAAGAGACCCGAGGAAGCAAAGAAAGACAAGACGUGAGGAUGUUCAGUAAAUUAAAAAAAUAAAUCCAGAGUAUUUUUGUUUGUGAGGCGGCGAUGAUGAUGAUGGUACUGACAACAAACAUGACGGACAUCUUGCAGCCUCACGGAGCUCCAUGUUGAUCUCUCUCUGCCGUUGAUGUCAAACCAAGCCGCCGUUUCGGCCUGACGUGACCUUUCUACGGAGCCCGCCUCCUCUUGUCUUUUAAUGUACUUCCAAACUGCAAGUUUUCCAACCCGUCCUCCCGCGUGUGGUUCUUUAUGGCUUAUAUGUUACUUUGGUUGUUGGUUUUGUUUCUUUUCUUUUUGUUUUCUUUCAAAGGCGACGAUGGUUAUGACGUCGAUGAUGAAUCUAUUUUGCUCUUUGCUUCUUGGAUGCACAUUGUUUUUUAUUAAAGCCAUAUUCUUCGCUUAGAGAUUUUGAGGGCUUUGCUCACGCUGCCACCUGGAAUCUGAUUGUUGCCACUAAAACGUCCUUAAAGGCCCUGAAAACAUGUUUUCUCAAUCAGCUUCUUGCUAUGAGUGAUGGGAUCCUACAUGAAAACACUAUUUUCAUUAACACUUUAGAUUAGGCCUACAGUGUAAUGCUGAAGUACAGGGGAUCUCAAAACGCUGCCUAUAUUUGUCAAUUAAGUCAAAUAGUCUCCAUUAAAAGUAUGCUGAAUGAUCUUUUAGCAGCUCCUGUUUGCAGUGUAGCCAUGUAUGUGGACAACUAUCACUGGAUUACUUGAUACUGAAUAAAACCUAAAAAGUGAUAAUUCUCAGGCAAGUUCUGCAGUUAUAAGGAGAGUCUUUGUUUCUAUGAAUUCUAAGUGGAUUUAUGGACAUUUAUUUGUAAUGGACAUUAACGUUAAUGAUAUCCCCAGAAAGUCUAACCACCACUGAAUCUAAUAAUAAGUGUAUAAUGUGUGUGUGUUUAAAUUUGACUCAGUUAUGACUCGGAGAAAGAGGGUGAUGUCUGAUUUACAUUGUAGCAAUUAGGGUGCUGAAGUGCUGACAGGAAACCCAGAAUCGGGAAUUUGUGGGGCUUAAUAGGUGUUAAUUAUGUAUGUUGUCUUGCCAUCUUCUAUGUUGUUUUUUUAACCUGAAUUUUAUCAUCUCUAUUAUCUGUUUUAAGCCUGUUUGGCAAAGUUCCGUCACAGGGAUAAACUUGUGUGUGUGUGUAGCUCCUAAAUCAUUUCCCUGUAAUUUAAAAGUCUCUUAAUCUCCUCCAUGAUCUGUGUGUCUCUGCUGCAGCUCCACCUGCUGACAAACAAUAGUGUACAAUACAAUAACUAACUUCCUGUUGUUGUUACAAACGCCUGCAUGCAUACGUCCCACUCACCUCACACGGUAUCUUUCAGCCCAGUCGCCCAGCAGUUCGUUAAAUAGUCACGAAACUUAAUGUAUUGAUUUGCGUACAGAGACACAAAUUUCAAUUUUUUUUCUUGAUGUCAGCACAAAAGCAAUUUGUAUGUAAUCCAUGUAAUUAUGAAGUAUAGAGAGCGACGACCACUGCGUAGGGAGGAGGUCAGGAUGAAUGGGUGGGUCAAAAAACACAGGACUUUGCAACAAAGUUGAUUUAUUUGUCACAUGACUUCUGUACUUAAAUUACAGCACUUCUGGAGUUAUUUUAACCCAAACCGCGAUUUUUUUCCUAAACCUAACUAAGUAGUGUUUUCACGUAACUUCCGUACAUAAGUUAUGGCACUUCCGGAGUUAUUUUAACCCAAACCGCGAUCUUUUCCUGGAAUUUCUUAGGAAAAAGCACCAAAAAUAUGUUGUUGAAAGUCGUGCUGAGCAUCACGAAAAAAGGAGAAAUUUGUGUCUGUGUACACAAAUCAAAAAGUUUAAAUUUCAGGACUAGUUCACAAACUGCCGUGAGACUGUGUUGUAUCUUUACCUCACUAUGUCUCUCCUCAGGGUUUAAAAGCCUCUGUUUUAAAGAAACACUUAGAAUUGAAGCCAUGUUUUCAGGGGCAUUAACUAUGUACGAUUAGGAAUGUGGAUAUAAGACCAGGUUGCUUCCAGUGUUCUCUUAAUUAUGUGACUGGGAAUGAGAUCUGAAGGUACCCGUUUUCUCAGAAACUUGUAAUAAAUCCGGGCUGUGAACUUUGCAUGGCUAACCCAAAAAAAAGAUGAGAUGUCGAGCAAAACAUCAGAGAUUUGCUUUCUAUUGAAAGGUCAGCAACGUGGUAAAUAUCAGAUUCCUCAGCAGGCCGCAGACACAAAGCCAAAAAGAAAAAGAAAAACAGGCGUGUUUUUAAAGGCUUUUUUGUUUGAACUGUUUGAAAUGUUUGUGGUCCCAUGAUGAAAGCAUUAUCAUCCCAACAUGUGUGUUCCUUCUCCACAUGCACAUACAUGAUGACUUCUCCAGUAUUUUGUAGGUGUAUGAUGAUGAUGAUGAUGAUGAUGACCCUUAACUGUGUUGUAGCCGACUUAAAAAGAACCUAAUGGGUCCAGACUUCACUGGACUACUGAUACAACAAAAGGUGUUGAUGUCGAGGUUGUCAAUGCAUGCCUGAUAUGUUCGAUGUUGAAUCAGAAAAAAAAAAAGUUUCAAAUAAUGAAAUUCUCACAACACAGUUGAUUCCACCUGUCUGCUCUGAAUUGUACUGUUUUUGAUUUCCUUUCUGUUUCUUUAUUUCACUGAUACUUUCUCACACAGCAGAAUAUGGCUUUGAUUGGUUUCUUAUUUUCCUGGAAACUAUGGGAAUUGGAGAAAAAGAUGAAUAUAUAUUUAAAAAAAAAAAAAUACUUGUU
This is a messenger RNA of Sebastes umbrosus (honeycomb rockfish), 6929 nucleotides long. It is a transcript of the gene grm7, whose product is annotated as metabotropic glutamate receptor 7. Gene Ontology annotation, molecular function: group III metabotropic glutamate receptor activity. The record is from RefSeq and is a predicted model, not a curated record. Bases 1137 to 3836 code for a protein of 899 amino acids. Gene Ontology annotation, cellular component: membrane. The transcript is spliced from 11 exons. Gene Ontology annotation, biological process: regulation of synaptic transmission, glutamatergic; G protein-coupled glutamate receptor signaling pathway. Lineage: Eukaryota; Metazoa; Chordata; Actinopteri; Perciformes; Sebastidae.